Molecule: messenger RNA, 864 nt
Organism: Peniophora sp. CBMAI 1063
Lineage: Eukaryota; Fungi; Basidiomycota; Agaricomycetes; Russulales; Peniophoraceae
Source: the annotation of a GenBank genome assembly
AUGCCUCCGCUGGACGAGAAUCCUCCCUCUGGAUCGGGCUCUUCUUCUCCCAACUCCAACGAAUCUCCAGCUGCUGGCUCAGGCGAAUACCCACCUUCUCCAUUGCAUGACAUGCCCGACCAACAUACACCUAUUGAAGAGCGUGGGCUGGUGCCGUCGAACCUCCCCACACCACACCAGGAGACCUCCCAAAUAUUCUCAUCCUACGUACCACCUCCAUUUGACACACAUCGUCUCGUGACCUCCUACGCUCGCUCGUUCUCCACGCCUAUCGCCGAGCAGCUCAUGCACUCUACCCGCGCCUUGUUGACCGACCGCCUCAACAAAGUCAAACGCGAUGGAUUGAUGCAUACGGACUUGGAGAAUCAGGCAUACCUAUUCAGGGCGGCGUUAAGUGAGAUGAGGACGGAAGCGGGAGUAAGAGGAAAGACAGAUAGUGCGGCCGUCAAGGCUCAGGCUGCUGGAAUGAGGAGGGAGGUGGAUGCUUUGGGUGGGAGGAUGAAUGAAGCUAUUGCUACGCUGAAGCAUGAGAUCCAGAUGGAUAUGGACAGUCGGAAGAACGAGGAGAAGAAUGAUGCAAAGGGGAGAGAUAUAAUGAUGGAGGAAACCCUGAAUCGAUCACUCGUCACGCUUUAUGAUCUACGGAGCGACAUGGAGGAGAUGCGUUGGGAGAACAUGCGCAAGUCUGUCGCUGCGUUGACUGCAUUCCUAAUCUUCAUCGUCGUUGCGAUGGAGCUUCGACCACGCAAGAAAGCUCCGCCGCCUCCAUCCGUGGUACAAGUAUACCAGCCGCCCCAGCAGCCGUCGGGGCCACACGUCCCACAUGGCGUAGAGGGACUGGAUCGAAUGGAAAGCAUCACCUAA